Molecule: messenger RNA, 2105 nt
Organism: Eurytemora carolleeae
Lineage: Eukaryota; Metazoa; Arthropoda; Copepoda; Calanoida; Temoridae
Product: kelch-like protein 1
Exons: 7
Coding region: 164-1981 (605 amino acids)
Molecular function (GO): protein binding
Source: RefSeq, a predicted model, not a curated record
UGUAAAUGUUAAACAAUGUACCUGAACCGUGCAUUGAAACUCAUUUUUUUUUCUUCUCAGAAACUGACAUUUUUUAAAUGAUAUUUUUUUCAGAGAAGAUGGAAGCUCUCUUGACACGGCCGAAUCAGGUAUGAUUCCACGCACGGGUAAAUGAAAGGCGAGGAUGGACGAUUUAACAAGAUCAUUUUCCAGCGGGAGCAGUAUAAGCUACUCAGUUUGUCGUAGUCUCAGCAGUCCAAGGUUGUUGAGUGAUGAGACGGUUCUAGGAUCUCCAAAUAGUCUUCAUGAUGAAACCUACUCCGACCCUCAGCACUCUCAGGGUAUACUCACUAGGGUUCAGAGUUUUGCUACAAGUGGUGUGUUUACUGACGUAACCCUCAUUUGUGGCGGAGUUGAGUUCCCGGCGCACAAACUUCUUCUCUCCGCCGCUUCGGACUAUUUCUCCGCCAUGUUUACCAGCGGCAUGGUGGAGGCGGAGAGGGAUAGAGUUGAGAUACAUGGGAUGGAACCUGGGGCACUCAAGGUGCUAGUCGACUACUGUUAUACAGGUAAAGUUGAACUACAUGAAGAGAAUGUAGAGAAUCUUCUAUCUGCAGCUUGUCUUCUCCAACUCCCAGCUGUGGUUGAUGCCUGCAGCACCUUCUGUCGGAAACUACUCCACCCCUCCAACUGUAUAGGGAUACAACGGUUUGCAGAUACUCAGGGUUGUCUACAGUUACGAGAUUAUUCACAAAGAUUUACAGAGGACAAUUUUCAGGAUGUUAUGAAGAAUCAGGAGUUCAUGUUACUUCCAGCAGCAGAACUGGAGAAUAUACUCAGCUCUGAUGAUCUGAAUGUUCCAAGCGAGGAGAUUAUAUUUCAAGGAUUUAUGGAUUGGGUUAACUACGAUCUUACAACCAGAAAAGAAUACGCCUCGCGUCUGCUCGCGUGUAUUCGUCUUCCUCUUCUCUCUCCUCAGUACAUAGCGGACAAUAUUGAGAACCAACCUGUGCUGAAAAGUGAUCCUGAGUGCCACCACUUGAUCUUAGAAGCCAUGAAGUACCAUCUUCUCCCGGAGCGAAGAUCUCUUCUUCAAUCUACUCGAACCUGUCCACGGAAAUCCACCGUAGGAUAUCUUUACGCCGUGGGAGGGAUUGAUACAAGUAAGGGAGCUAUUAGUAUAGAACGGUAUGAUAUGAGAACUGAUACCUGGGGACAGUUUGCCUCAAUGACUGGGCGCAGGUUACAGUUUGGUGUUUGUGUGGUUCAAGGAAAACUCUACGUGGUUGGAGGAAGAGACGGGCUGAAAACAUUGAAUACUGUUGAGUGCUAUGAUCCAACAGAACGGACGUGGAUCCAAGUUCCGCCCAUGAGUACACAUAGACAUGGUUUAGGGGUUGCAGUACUUGGAGGACCUCUGUAUGCUGUGGGCGGGCAUGACGGAUGGAGUUAUCUGAAUACAGUAGAGAGAUUUGAUCCAGCAACCCGUCAGUGGAGUCCUGUAGCUCAGAUGACUACUCAGAGAAGUACGGCCGGAGUAGCAGUGUUGAAUGAUAAAUUGUACGCAGUUGGAGGACGGGACGGAUCAUCUUGUCUCCGGAGUGUGGAAUCAUACAAUCCUCACACUAACCAGUGGAACCUUGUUGCCAACAUGUGCCGGAGACGUGGUGGUGUCGGAGUAGGAGUUCUUAAUGGAUUCAUCUACGCUGUCGGAGGACAUGAUUCUCCAGCUGCCACAAAUCCGAACCAGUCCAGGUUUAGUUGUAUGGAGAGAUAUGAUCCUUCUACGGAUACAUGGACCUUAGUGGCGAGUCUGUCGAUCGGACGGGAUGCGAUAGGUGUUUGUGUACUCGGAGAAAGGCUGUUUGCAGUUGGAGGAUAUGACGGAUCAGGAUAUCUCUCAUUGGUGGAGAGCUACGAUUCUAGGGAUAAUACUUGGCGUCAAGUUGCUUCACUGAAUACUGGAAGAGGUGGACCUUGUGUUGUUGUUGUGCAGAAGUAAUGCCUAUGUUGUUCAAAAGUAGUGCGACGCAACACUUAAGUAACACCUAGUAAUACUUCUAAUGCAGUAGAAAUCUGCGUUUAUAUUUUUUUAGAAUGUUUAAUCAAACCAAAAAAAAAAUUAU